GAAAGUCUCUGUCCGCCUCGACGACCGGGAGCGGCGCAGGGGGUGGCGGUACCGGUGGCGGCGGGGGCGGCGGCGGCGGCGGCGGAGGAGGAGGAGGCGGAGGAGGCAGCGGUGGCGGCAGUAGUGGUGGUGGUAAUAACGGUGGUGGCGGUACUAGUAGCGGUAAUGGUAGUGGUAGCGGCGGCGGCAGCGGCGGCGGCGGCGGUGGUGGUUCCACCGCGGCCGCCGGCGGGGCUGCCGGGGGCGGUGGCGGCGGAGGCGGCAGCGGCUCCCUGAGCGGCGGCGGAAUCGUCGCCGUGAAGCAGGAGACCAACGUCGAGCUCGCCGGCCUGGGCCACGGCUCGUACACGAUGGUUGACUCGACGACCUUCCUUAGCGGGCAGCAACAGAGGGUCAGCAACCCGUCUGAGGAUGACGAAGUGCCGAGUCUGCCCA
Molecule: messenger RNA, 435 nt
Organism: Temnothorax curvispinosus
Lineage: Eukaryota; Metazoa; Arthropoda; Insecta; Hymenoptera; Formicidae
Product: glycine-rich cell wall structural protein 1.0-like
Exons: 1
Source: RefSeq, a predicted model, not a curated record